AUGAAAAGAGAUGUGGAUGAGAAGGCAAGAGAUGAAGCAUUUGCAAGAGAAAGGGAGUAUGCACACAAACAAGACAUGGACAAGAAGGAUCGAGAAACUAUGACCAUGGAUACGAGCCAUAUGUCCCUUGAAACGAAGUUAUUUUGGAAGCUAGAACGAAGGGAUGUUAUGAGAAGACGAUUUUUCCAUGACUACGAACCAAGCAACACUGAUGGGUUAAAUGAUAAAAACCCUUAG
Messenger RNA from Prunus armeniaca (apricot), 237 nucleotides. NCBI's taxonomy places the organism in Eukaryota, Viridiplantae, Streptophyta, Magnoliopsida, Rosales, Rosaceae. The record is from the annotation of a GenBank genome assembly.